CCAAUUAUAGAGCCGUAUUAGCAUGUUAAGAUAUUGUUCGAAAUGAUUUUAAAAUAAGAUUUGACUAUUAAUACCGGUACCGGCCUAUGAAUACCGGCCCAAGUCAAGCCCAAGUGUUCAUCAUGUUUUAAAGCCGUUUCCGAGCUUUAGAGGGUGGGUCAGACUUUUGAGAUGCUAUGUUAAGCCUCGUCUAUAAUAGCUAUAGUGGUAAGGUAGUUGUAAUUUGCGACAGCCAAUGAGUAUAAAGCUUUUAUGUUCCAAUAUUUAUAGUCGGGUUUCAUAUUUAAAAUUAUCUUAAGUACUGUCUUAAGAUGUCAUCAACCAAUCACAGAGUCGUAUUAGCAUUUUAAGACAUUGCUUGAGACAAUCUUAAAAUAAGAUUUGACUAUGAAUAUUGGCCAAUGACCUUACAACUUUACUACUACUGCUAUUGUAGAUGAGGCUUUAUAUGUAAUAUUUCUUUUUUACGUGUUAUUUUAGUCACAUAGAUCUUAUAUUAUCUACUGAUUUAGAGAAGAGAGGUAAGGCUUUUUCUUUUUUUUUCCUUUUAUUUUUUCUUUUUUAUACAUAUAUAAUACAGCUGCUUUGCGUGUUUUUAUAAAUACGGCUGCUGUGCGCGUAUAUAAAAACGGCUGCUGUGCGCGUUUAUAUAAAUACGGCUGCUGUGCGCGUAUAUAAAAACGGCUGCUUUGCGCGUUUAUAUAAAUACGGCUGCUGUGCGCGUAUAUAAAAAAAACGGUUGCUGUGCGCAUAAAAACGGCUGCUUUGCGCGUUUAUAUAAAUACGACUGCUGUGCGCGUUAUAUAAAUACGGCUGCUGUGCGCGUAUAUAAAAACGGCUGCUUUGCGCGUUUAUAUAAAUACGGCUGCUGUGCGCGUAUAUAAAAACGUUGCUGUGCGCCUUAAUAAACUGUGCGUUAAUACAAAAUUGUUCUAUUUAUUAUAAACAAUUAUUUUACAUAAAAAUGUCCAUAAAAACAAAAGAACAAAUAAUGCUCUCGUCAGAAGAAAAAAGUAUUAUUGUUCAAGGUGGGUGGUUAGAAGAUAUGCACAUGGAGCAUUUUAAUCACCUUUUAAAAAGUAAUUCAAGUUAUAAACCCGUUAGUACGUUGCAAACUUAUAUUCCUGAUACAAUACCGUCUAUGUCAGAAAAUGAAAAACAUAUACAGAUUUUACAUAGUUCUGAUUUUGAUUUAGAUACUUGUGAAUCUAGUUCAUUACAUUUGUAUAAGUUACAUGAGCUAUUAAAUGUUAAUGGACAUUGGGUGUGUUGUUACUAUGAUAGAAAAAACAUAUAUAUUUUUGAUUCGUCUAAUAAAAAGAAGUUGCACAAACGUCAUGAACAAGUUUUGAGACGAUUAUUUCCAUUUUAUUCUUUUGAUAAAAAGCCUAUAAGAUUUCCUACUGUGCAACAACAACCAAACUGUAACGAUUGUGGGGUUUUUGCAAUAGCUUUUGCUACUUCGUUAUUAUUCAAUAUUAAACCCGAAAAAGUAAGAUACAACAUUAGCAAAAUGCGCUCGCACUUAUUAGACCUUUUUCAAUUUAAUAAGAUUGAGCACUUUCCUCAAGAUUUAAAGUAUGGCGUGCCUCAGACAGUGCUUCCAUUAGCAGUAAUAAGAGCAAAAGAGGCUGAAGCGUUUCGUUUACGUACCAAACGUCAAAGUGAAAAAACGCAAUCACAGAAAUUGAAUAAAAAAAUUUGCAAUUCUCAACAAACUAAAAAAGAAUUAUCAAGCAUAUUAAUAUCAAAAAAUAUUGAGCAGUUUGAUAAAUCUCAAAAUGAAUCGUGCGUAGAAAAUAUUGAUUCUAAUAAUAAAUAUAAAAAUAACGUGAAAGUUUACGAAGUAAACAAAGAUAUAGAAAAUAAAUUUGCUAAUAAUCAUCUACAAAAUAAAAACGAUUUUGAAGUCAAUAAAAAGAAACGUCGAGAAAUGACGCUGUCGUCAGAACAAAAGAGUAUUAUUGCUCAAGGUGAAUGGUUAAAUGAUCUGCAUAUGGAUCAUUUUAAUCAUCUCUUAGAAAAGUAUUCAGCUUAUAGACCUGUUGGAACAUGGCGAGUACAAACAAUAGAUAGAGUGCAACCAAUACCAACCAAUAAAAGACAUAUACAAAUAUUACCUGUUACGAGGUUGGGACUACAUUGGACAUGUUGUUAUUAUGAUACAAAGGAUAUAUAUAUUUAUGAUUCUUUUAAUUCAAAAAUGUUAAGUGACUGUCAGAAACAAUUUUUAGACAAAUUAUUUCCAACGUAUGAUUUUAUUAAGUGUCCUGUAAAAUUUCCUUUUGUGCAAGAACAACCGAAUACGCAUGAUUGUGGUGUUUUUGCUAUAGCAUUUGCUGUUUCGCUAUUUUUUAACACUAAACCAGAAAAUGUAAGAUAUGACGUUAACUUAAUGCGUUCGCAUUUAAUACAAAUGUUUGAAUCCAAUAAAAUUGAGCACUUUCCUCUAGAAUUAAAUCAAUUUCAAAAAAAUUAUGAUUCCUGGCAAACCCCAAAAAAAUUAAAUAACGAUUUAAUAAAAACGCAAAGUUUAAAAGAAAAAAAAGUACAAUCAAUAAUAAAUGAUAUUUAUGUUGAAAAGAUUGAUAAAGGAUUAGAAAGUGAAUUGUAUAUUGAAAAUAUUUAUCAUGAGAUGAAUAAUACUAUUAAUAGUGAUGUAUGUAGUGAUAAUAAGCAAGAAAAAAUAAACAUUCAAAAUACAAAUGCAGAAAAUAAAAAUAAAUAUUCGGAAUAUAAUUUUGAAUUAGGGCAUAUUAAUAAAAAUAAACAAUAUCAGCAAGAAAACAAUAAACAUAGUAACAACCAAGCGCAUUAUGGUGAAAAAAUAGAAAGUUAUCGUGUUAAAAAGCGGCUCCGAUAUCAACAGGAUUUAGACACUAAUCGUGCUAAAAAACGAAGACUAUAUCAACAGGAUUUAGAGAAUAAUCGUGCUAAAAAGCGAUGUCAAUAUGAACGGAAUUUAGAAAAUAAUCGCGCUAAACAGCUACAACGAUACAAACGAGACUUACAAAAUAAUCGCGCUAAACAAGUCCAACGAUAUAAACGAGACUUACAAAAUAAUCGCGCUAAAAAAGUAGAACGUUAUAAAAAACAUUUAGAAAAUAAUCGUAUUAAAAAACGAUGUCACUACAAAAAGACUUUAGAAAAACAACGUGUACAAAAACGAAUACGUUAUUUUAUCAAUUCUGAGCGUGAACGAGAAAGACAAAAAGAAUUAUCUUCUGAUCGUAAGUGGCUUUACAAUAAGCGAUAUUAUCAGAAAAGAAAAUCUGAGUCCACAUUUGCAGAGAAAAAUUACAAUAUUGCCAAAAAUGUUAAUAAAAAGUAUUCAAAAUUUCGAUCAACAAAUUUUAUAAAAAUUCGCAGUUCUUUUGACACAUUAGUUAAAAAUAUUUUACAUGUACAAAAAAUUACAGAUUGUAGUAAAGGUUAUAUUGAAGAACGACUAAAAACAGAACAAAUUGUACGCUGGUGUUUCAUUAUUAGAAAUAAUUAUAUUCGUAAUAUAUAUAAAACGCUAAGUCUGCUUAAAAAUAAAUCGGAAACAUGUUUAACUGUUGCUGCAGAAUAUUCUACAGUUGAUGAUAAAUUAAGUGCGUUAUGUGGUAUAUCUAGACAUACAGCUUCGUCCGAGAAUUAUUUCACAGAUUCCAUGUAUCAUAAUAUAACUUCAUCCGAAGUCAAUAUAAGUGAACCUUUAAUAUUAAAUACAAGAGGACAAAUUGUUAAUGCGUUACCUUUAAUAGAAGCACGAGCAAAAAAAUCGUGGUUGUGCAGUAUUUUAUGUAAAGUUAAGAAUCCGUUUCUAAUUGAUCGAUAUCAAAAAUUCCUACAAGCUAUAAAUAAAUGUACUUUAAAAAACAUACCAGAAUUAAUGCAAAAAAUUUAUGAAUGCACUGUGACAAUUUUUGAUAAGAAAUUAGGUAAUGCUAAGAAGGGCCAUGCACAUAGUUGUUAUAUUGAUUUAAAUCUUUGUAAAGCUAUGUCUAUUCCAAUGCAAUUAUUAUCACCUCAUUUCCCAAAAGUAAGAAAUAUUAGACGUUUGCUUUAUCAACUUUACAGCUUUUAUAAAAAAAUGUUAGAGCUGGAUGAAGCGUUAACUUCUGGUGAGGUUGAUAAAUUAAAACAAAUUAUAACUUCAGUACAAGAGAAAGCAGAUAUGUAUAAGCAUCAGCAAACUGAUACAAUUUUGAGUGAUGAUGAUAUUAUUUCUAAAUAUCAUAAUGCGUUUAUAGCUUUGAAAAAACGUUCAUUGGACACACCGCGGUAUAUUUGUGUGUCAUGUGAGAGACUUUGUUAUAAAAAAAAUGUUUCUAAAAUUAGUAAACUUCAGACACGUAGAAAAAAUCCAAUUUGGAAAGAUUUAAUGGCAUACGUAGAGCAACAAAAUAUUAAUCCGCAAUAUAUAUGUCAUUAUUGUGAUAAAAAAUUUCGUAGCGGUUUGUUGCCUGCUUAUUGCAUUUUGAAUAAUCUCUUCGCUAAUGAUGUACCGGAGGUAAUAUCGUCCCUUAAUCAAUUUGAGAAAAUGCUUAUACAGAGAGCUAAAGCUUUUCAAACUGUAGUUAAAAUGGGAACAGUUUUUAAUAAAAAAAUUCCUGAGAGACAAAAAAUACAGAAAGUUAAAGGUACAACUUUUCAUUUACCACUUCCCUUACAGGAGACUUUUGAUAAAUUAUGUUCUAAAACUGAUCCAAUAAAUUUAAAUCAUGAACUAUGUAUUUUGGUAAGAAAUAUUCCAACCAAAUCAAAAAUCAUUUGGGAAGAUUUAGUGGAUCUUAAAAAAAUAUAUGAAGCUUUAAAAUGGUUGAGAAUUAAUAAUUUCUUAUAUUCUGGUAUUGUAUUGCCCAAUACUCACAAUAAAUUAAAUUUAGGAAAUCUUAAUAAUGCAGAAUUUUAUAUUCAAGAAACAAAAAAUGAUACAGAAGUUUUAUUUAAUGAAGAAUGUAAACCGAUAAAUAAUUCAGAUUUACAAAUGCAAGAGAUAACAGAUCACGUGGAAGUUACAUUGCAUCAGCGUGAGGCUAUGUUAACUCAAAAAGAUGAAAGUGACAGUUACUACGAGCAAUAUACUAUAUAUCCAUUGUAUGAAAAAAAAGAAAAUAAAACUGCGACUGCCUUGUAUCAAAUGUUAAAAAUUCAAGAUUCAUCUUUGGAUAAUCGCGAAAAAAAUUUGGAUUUGAUGUGUUUUCCAGAUUUAUAUCCAUUCGGUUCGAAUGGACAAUGUGAUGAAAAAAGACCGGUCAAACUUCAAGAGCAUGAAUUUAUUAAAUGUCGUUUAACGUCUAGGCAUCCACGAUUUAGAUUAAAUCAACAAUAUUUAUUCUAUUUGUUAAAUAAAGCGAAUAUUCGUCAGUUAAGUCGUGGAAUUUAUCAUAAAAUGAAUAUAACUGAUCCACGAAGUCGUUAUACAGCUGCAGAAUACUUAGAUGCUAUGUCUAAAGAUGCGUUGGAAUCCAAUUUAAAUACUAUAUUUUCUUCACUUCGAAAUACUGAGCAAUAUUGGCGUCAACCAAGAAAUGAUUUAGAUUGUAUGACCCGACAUUAUGGACCUGCAACAUGGUUUAUAACGUUAAGUCCUAGUGAAUGGUUAUGGGACGAUUUAGGUGAUUAUAUUCGUGAAGUUAAUGGAUGGCAAAACUCUUCGUUGAGUACCAGUGAACUUGUUGCUAAAGAUCCUGUAUCAACGUCGAGAUUUCUUGAUAAUAAAUUUCGAGCAAUGAUAGAUUUUAUUUGUUCCAAAGAUUGUCCAAUUGGUGAAGUAACGCACUAUUUUUGGCGACGAGAAUAUCAAGGUAGAGGCAUACAACAUUUUCACUUGUUAGUUUGGAUUAAAGAUGCACCGAUUUUCGGUGAAUCCUCUAUAGAAGAAGUUUCUAAAUUUAUUUUAAAAUACAUAACCUGCAAAAAGCCAGAUAAAAAUAUUUCGCCAUUAUUGUACAGACGUGUUACUACGCAUCAACGACAUAAACAUAAUGAUUAUUGUCUUCGUAAUAAAAAAGUAGGACGUAAAGUUAUUCGUUGUUGUCGUUUUGGAUUUCCUCGUCCCGUUACUGAAACACUGCGUAUGAGAGAUGUAGCAACUUCGAUAGCAGGCAGAAAACAAUUAAAACAUCAAAGCAGAUUGUAUGAUCUUCCUCGAAUGGCUGAUGAAGUUGAUAUUAAUGAUUACAAUUCUGCUCUUCUUACUGCAUGGGAAGGAAAUAUGGAUAUACAAUAUAUUGGUGAAAAGUCGACACUGCUUACAUGGUAUGUUACUAAAUAUGUGAAUAAACCAGGGAAAAGUGAGUUGUCGGACUUUGAUCUUGAAAGUUUUAAGAAUAAUAAAAGCAAAUCAUUGGCAAGUGUUCUUUGGAAUUUUGGUUUACGAUCUCUAACUAAUAGAGAAUGUGGAGCUCUUGAAGCUGCUGAUACUUUGCUAAGUAUUCCUUUAUAUGGGACUGAUCGCAAUACAACUAUUAAAUGGUUAAACGUUAAUCGCAUACGACAGCGGAAAUUAAAAAGUCGUAAAGAAAUUGAAACUCUUGAUGGUGAAUCUACAGAUAUAUUUUGUCCAUCUGUAAUAGAUGAUUAUUAUCCAAAUAGAUCGCAAGAAUUGGAGUCUGUGUCUCUUUAUGAAUUCGUACAAUGGUAUGAUAUCACGACGAUUGAACCGCGAAGUAACAAUAUUGAAUAUUAUAAAAUAAAUAAUAGUCAUUAUCUUAAACGGCGACGACGCGCAUGUCUUAUUAAUCACUAUAAAUACAAUGUUGAAACACGACCGGAAGAAUAUUUCUUUUCUUUAUUGCUUAUGUUUAAACCAUGGCGAAAUUUAAAGGAUCUUAGAGAUGAUUGUAAUACAUAUGCGCAAGCAUUUGAAAAAGAAAAGUUACAUCUUACGGAGGCAUUGCAAUACCACGAAAAGAUACAAGAGUUGCAAAAAGCAUUUGAAAAUGCAAAAGAGUUGGUUCGACAAGAAGAUGAAAAAUUACAAAAAAAUGUGUCUCAGGAUGACCCUGAUAAUCCGAUAGGUGUUCAAAAUAUAGAAGCUGGUGAAGCGAUGCAAGAUUUUAGAGAUCUUGGUGAUAAAAUAGAUGAGAAAAUCGAUGUUUCUGAAAUGAUAACAAAAUUAAAUUCGGAUCAAAAAAGAGUAUUCGAUAGAGUUAUUGAUACUGUAAGGUUGAGGAAUUCAAUAUUACGAUUAUAUGUUAGUGGAGAAGGUGGAACUGGAAAAAGUUUCUUAAUUAAAACAAUUAAAUGCUGGAUAAAACAAAAUCUUAACAAAGAUACUGCUCUAGCGGCACCUACUGGUAUAGCAGCGUUUAAUAUUGAUGGUUUGACAGUUCACAGAUUGCUCCAAUUACCUGUUGAACAUGGUCAGACUUCAAAGUAUAAACCAUUGGCUAAUCAUGUUUUAAAAGUUUUACGUGCAGAGCUCAAAGAUGUUGUUCUUUUUGUGAUUGAUGAAGUGUCAAUGAUAUCAAAUUUGACUUUAAUGUACAUACAUCUUCGAUUAAGUGAAAUAUUUGAUACUAAUGAUGUUGAAGAGGGUUGGUUCGGUCGAAAACACAUUCUUUUAUUUGGCGAUUUGCUUCAAUUACCUCCCGUACGUGAGGAUCCUGUUUUUGUGCAAUUAUCUAAUGACAAAAUUAAGACAUGUGUUGGUUCUUUAAUUACCGUUAAUUUGUGGACUACAUUAUUUUAUUAUGAUGAAUUGACGAUUAAUAUGCGUCAGCAAGAGGAUGAUACUUAUCGACAAUUGUUGUCGAAAAUUCGUAUCGGUUCAUUGACAAGGUCUGAUUGUGCCAAUCUUGAAAGUAGAAAAAUAUCUUUUAAAGGUAAUUCUAUGGAAUCGAGAUUAAAGGAAAUAUGUGAUUUUAUGGACAAUUUGCCAUCGGACACUGUUUGUUUAUUACCUACUCGUGAUAUGUGUGAAGUUCUUAAUACAGCUAUGUUAAAUCGUAUUGUUUCGAAAGAGAUAUUACUAAUUGCCGAAGAUACAAUUAACUGUACUCCAUAUGUAAAAAAGAAAGUUUUAAAAGUGUUGUCGAAUAAUGAUGAUGAUAAUUCCAAAACUGCUGGACUUUCAAAAGAAAUUGUAAUUAAGAUUGGAGCAAAAGUUAUGAUAAGACGUAAUAUUGAUGCUACUUUGGGUCUUGUGAAUGGUACAAUAGCUAAAGUAGUCUCGGUGGUACAAGAUACGUCUACUGGUUAUGUAGAAAAAAUUAAACUUCUUUUGCCAUCAGGAUUAGAAUAUUUAAUUGAAAGAGUGAGCGUCAAAUUUGAAGUGAUUGAUAAUGCUUUUGUUAUCAGAAAACAAUUUCCACUGUGUGUAAGUUAUGGAAUAACCAUUCAUAAAUGUCAAGGAUUGAGCUUACAAAGUGCCGUUAUGGAUGUAGGCAACUCUAUAUUUAAUUGUGGUCAAGUUUAUGUUGCAUUGUCACGAGUAACGUCUCUAAAAGGGUUGCAUCUCAUUAACUUUGAUCCUUCUUCAGUGACAGCUGAUAGAAAAGCUAUUGACGAAUAUAAUCGGCUAAGAUAUAAGUACAAACCAGAAGUAGAAACAAUUUCUGUUCCAAAAGAACGUCACUGCAAAGUGAAAGAUAUUCCAUGGACAUUGUCGAAAGUAAUCGCUUGUGUUCAGGAGAAUGGUCAAAAUCAAACAUUACAAAUAAAUACUACUUGGAUUUUACGUGGUUUUCAAAAUACAGACAAUGUAUCAUGUUACGCUAAUGCAGUUAUACAAUGUCUAUUGCAUUUAUGUGCUAUUAGAAAGCAAUUGUCUAAUUGUGACAAAUCAAAUGUUUUACGUAUGUUAAUGCAUCGAUAUGAAUAUGGAAUGCGUAAUUUGAAUACACAUGAUAUUCGACAAUAUUUAGGAGAAUUAUUUUCAAUGAACGUAAAACGAGAUGCACUCGAGUUUUUUACAGUUUUGUGUACAAAUUAUGACGGUAUAAGACAAUCAGUAGAACAUCAAAUAACUUCUACUACUCGAUGUAAUUCUUGUAAUAUUACUAAAACAAUCAGUUAUAAUAAUUUAGUUAUUUCAAUAUCUAUUAACAAUUUGAAAAAAAAGAGCUAUAAUCUUAACGAUUUAUUACAUGUUACAUUUUCACAUUGGUGUCGAUCAGAUAAAGGGUUAUGUGAACAUUGUUCAGGAAAUGAUAUAUUGUUUAAAAAUAAACUUACAUUGACGAAUGAUAUAAUUAUUAUUCAUUUAGCAUUAUUUUCAUUACAAGAAGGUAAAGUAGUGAAAGCAAUACGUAAUUUUAAUAUAUCUUCUAUUCCUACGACUAAAGUAUUAAUAGCUGGACAAUCGUAUAAAGUAAUGAAUGCUAUAUUUCAUAGUGGUUUAUGUAUUGAAGAAGGACAUUAUACAAAUAUAUGUAGAGAAGGAUCAUCCAAUAUUUGGAUUGAAAUUGAUGAUGCGCGAAUUAAAAAAAGCCGCUGGCCCAGAGGUGCCAAAGAUCUUUAUGUACUUUUCUUACAAAAAGUUGAUAAAAAUAAUCAUAUUGAAAAAUUACAUAGACCGUAAUUGAUCUGGUUAUAACAUUUAUAUUUAUUAAGCAAAAUAAUAGAAGACAAAGAUGAAGACGUUUUCAUAUUAAUAUAUGUGCACAAAAAUAAAUUCUUGUAUAAAAUAAUUUAACACUAUAAUAUGUUGUCAUAACAAAAUUAUUUUAUAAACUUUAUAAAAAA
Messenger RNA from Monomorium pharaonis (pharaoh ant), 9678 nucleotides. RefSeq lists its product as uncharacterized. Gene Ontology annotation, molecular function: cysteine-type deubiquitinase activity; DNA helicase activity. Gene Ontology annotation, biological process: telomere maintenance; protein deubiquitination; DNA repair. The transcript has a single exon. The record is from RefSeq and is a predicted model, not a curated record. Lineage: Eukaryota; Metazoa; Arthropoda; Insecta; Hymenoptera; Formicidae. The coding region runs from base 965 to 9514 and encodes 2849 amino acids.